ACUCUCGUGGGCGUGCCGAAAAUGCCGGCUGUCAAAAUCUGCCGGCUGAUACGUAACAGGCUGUCAGUGAGACGCUUCUGAGGAAGGCGAGAGUGUUCGCCGAAACUGUCAAGCAAGUGGUCUCAGUAUGGACGCCCGAUUGGUCUGCAGCGCCCUGAGUCUGCUGUUGUCUCUUCCAGGAGCAGCCCUCGGCUCCGGAGACGACGGCUGGUCCAUGAAGGUGCACUCGGAGGUGCGGGGCAUGGAGGGCUACCCGGUGGUGCUGCCCUGCACCUUCAGCCACCCCCAGCACUCCCAGCAUUCCUCCCUGCAAGUGUUAUGGCGUCUGGGCCACGGCGUCGGCGCCACCGUCCUGUACCGCUGCACCAGCCGGCCGGGUACGCCCACCUGUGAGCCGGGCCCACAGCAGGACCAGCGCUACCGGCUGGAGGGGAACCCGAGGGAACACGAUCUGUCGCUGCGCAUCAACGGCGCCACCCUGCAGGACAGCGGGCGCUACUACUGCCGGGUAGAGGUUCAGGGACGAGAACAUGUCAGCUUCGAGGACAAGAUGGGGACCAGGCUGAGAGUAGAGGCUGCUCCAAAGAUCCUGACCCUGGCGGUGGAGGGCAGUGAGCAGUCCGGGUACACAGCUCUGUGCCGGGUUCAGGGCUCCCCGCUGCCCGACGUCCAGUGGCUCGGCCCGGACGACUUGCUGGAGGGUUCCCUGGUCGGGCCUCUUUCUCAGGGCUCCGCCGCUCACUUCCACACCGUCAGCCAGCUGAGGGACGUGGAGCCGGGGCAGCAGUACACCUGCAGCGCCUCCAACCCGCUGGGCAAAGAGCAGGCCACCCUGUACGUCCUGCCUCCACGGCCUCCCAUGUCCAUGACCGGAGCCUCGCCUCCCUUGCUUCUCCUCCUGUCGCUGUCUCUGGGAGCUAAAGUUCUGCUGCUGGUGGGGAUGGGGGUUUGGGUGGUGCAGGGAGGAGCUCUGCAGGGAAUCAGCUGCUGGGCCAAAUAGCCUGCAACACUUUAUAAUCAGCGCAUAGAUGUGUGGUUUAUGACAGAACAUAAUAUAGCAGUGAGCCGUUUGUUAAUGUGUGUAAUAAUAUAAAUAUAUUUUCAUAUUAUUCUAGGAAGAAUAAUAGUUCAUAAAUGGUUCUUCAGAAAGCUCUCUGGUGCUUCAAAGUGCCACCACCAUUUGGAGAACCUUUUCAUUUAGAUGGUUCUUUAAGUACUUUAUGUGGUUCCUUGAAGCACUAAAGGUUAUUUGGUUCAGGUGGCAGACAUUUUUCAUUAUUGUUGAAUCAUUGGGCCAAUAAAACAUCAGAAAAAAAGUGAGAAACUUCCAUCAUAGAUUCCUAAAUCCCACAUACUUCAUGUGGUUCUUUAAAGUACUAAAGGUUCUUCAUUAUAUUACAUUUGUUUGGUUUGGUGGCAGGUAAAAACAUAAAAUUAAAGCUGCAACUGAUGAUUAUUUCAUCUACCAUUAAAUAAUUUGACUCAUAAAACACUAGAAAACAGUGAGAAAUUUCUAUCAUAGUUUCCUAAAUCCCACAUACUUUAUGUGGUUCUUUAAAGUGCUGGAGUUUCUUCAUUUAUAUUGGAUUUGUUUGGUUUGUUGACAGAUAAAAGAGUAAAAUCAGAGCUGCAACUAAAAUAUUUGUUUAUCUGUGAAUCAUUUGGUUGAUAAAACAACAAAGGCAGUGAGAAAUGUCCUUCACAGUUUCUUGUGGAACAUGUUGUUCUGUCUGACCAAUAGUCCAGAACCCAAAAUAAUGAAUGUUUGCACAUACGCUUUAAAGAAUGGUUGAAAAAAAAUUGUUUCCUUAAACAAAAUUUAGCUAAAAGUUUCUAAAAAUCAUUCUUUUAUGACGUCACUACACAGAACCAUUUUUGUUUGAUGGAGUAAAGAAGCUGUUACAAAAAAUACUGUACAUUAAUAAACAAUAAACAAAAAUGUCCUAA
Molecule: messenger RNA, 1947 nt
Organism: Amphiprion ocellaris (clown anemonefish)
Lineage: Eukaryota; Metazoa; Chordata; Actinopteri; Pomacentridae
Product: V-set and Ig domain-containing protein
Exons: 4
Coding region: 128-1000 (290 amino acids)
Biological process (GO): regulation of actin cytoskeleton organization; regulation of bone resorption; regulation of osteoclast development
Cellular component (GO): plasma membrane
Source: RefSeq, a predicted model, not a curated record